Messenger RNA from Tachysurus fulvidraco (yellow catfish), 3190 nucleotides. RefSeq names its product solute carrier family 22 member 13. The record is from RefSeq and is a predicted model, not a curated record. The coding region runs from base 525 to 2081 and encodes 518 amino acids. The transcript is spliced from 11 exons. Gene Ontology annotation, biological process: transmembrane transport. Gene Ontology annotation, molecular function: transmembrane transporter activity. NCBI's taxonomy places the organism in Eukaryota, Metazoa, Chordata, Actinopteri, Siluriformes, Bagridae. Gene Ontology annotation, cellular component: membrane.
CUUUCUGUUCACCGUUUCUUUGGAUAUACAUUUCCUUUGAACGUUUCUUUUUUUGAUUUAUAGUUACUUCCUUUUCUAUUUUUUAGAGAUUAUUUAAUCUUGCCAUCAUUCUGCUAAACAUCACAAUAAACCACCUGAAUGCAACUGAAACGCGUCAUCUUUAACACACACACACACACACACACACACACACACACACACACACACACACACACACCUACUCAGCCUCUUAGCGGAUACUGGUUACUGCUAAAGUUUAGUCAACAGAAAGUGAUUGCUGUUGGAUUUGAUCAUUGGGAUCGUGGAUCAUUGGGAUCUUGAAUCACUGAGAUCUUGGAUCAUUGGGAUCGUGGAUCAUUGGGAUCGUGGAUCAUUGGAAAGGACUUCUCUGCAUGCAGAACAUGAAACAAGGACGCACACCGAAGCAAACAAUAACUACAGAAGAGAGUUGACGACUUUGGACGGUUUUAUGCUGCUUUGGAGUUUGCACUUGACUUUAAACCGUGUUACUGUAAUCGGAUGAAAUGAAUUUCGACCAGGUCUUGGCGGAGGUCGACGGGUUUGGACGGUAUCAAAAGAUGCUGUAUGGAUUGAUUUGUCUCCCACAAAUCUUCCUUGCGUUUCACAUGAUGGCGAGCGUCUUUACAGGCUACACACCACCACAUCAGUGUCGCAGCUCAGAUACUGAACACUAUAACGUGUCUGUAAACUACAGAGACUCAUGCAGCAUCACAUCAUCCGCACAGAACCACACUGAAGACCGCUGUCCACACGGAUGGCUGUACAGCCGGGAAAUAAUCCACAAUAGCACUGUCACAGAGUGGGAUCUCGUUUGUGACAGAGCGACUCUAAACAGUCUUGGUGCUUCUCUGUAUAUGCUGGGAUUGCUUGUGGGAGCUAUUGUGUUUGGAUAUAUGGCUGACAGGUUGGGAAGGAGGUUUGCCCUGCUCUUGUCUCUUGCCCUCCAGACAGUGUUUGGGGUAGCUGCUGCCUUUGCUCCAAACUACCUGGUAUAUGUGACUCUUCGCUUCAUCAUAGGAACCUCCAUUUCAGGCAUCAUCAUCAAUGCUUUUGUGUUGGGUACAGAAUGGACGUCUACAAAGAGACGCAUGCUGGCUGGAAUCUUAACAGAUUAUGUCUUUGGGCUUGGUUAUAUGCUGCUAGCUGGUGUGGCUUAUUUUAUUAGAAGCUGGAGGAAUCUACAACUCGCCAUCUCAGCACCAGGUUUUCUCUUUAUUUUCUACAUCUGGGUUCUUCCUAAUUCAGCUCGUUGGCUGUUGGUAAAUAACAGAAAAGAGGAAGCUCUAGUUCUUCUACGCAAAGCAGCUACAAUAAAUGGUCGUCCUUUGCCUACUACAGUACAGUUAGACAAGUGUGAGUGGAUGCAGGGGAAGAAUCAACACUCUGCUGCAGAUCUAGUCCGUACUCCCCAGAUGAGGAAGCGAUCUUUCAUCCUGUUUUACCUCUGGUUUGUUACCGUAUUAGUGUAUUAUGGUCUGUCUCUGGGUGUGCAAGACCUGGGAACAAACCUUUACCUCACUCAGUUUCUAUUUGGAUUGGUUGAGAUGCCUGCGAGGUCAUUGGCGUUGUUCUUCCUCCCGUACAGCCGUCGGCUCUCACAGAGUGUGUUCCUUGCCCUGGGGGGUGCCGCAUGCCUCCUCAUGCUCAUUGUACCAGAAGAUAGUCCUAAGGUAAGAGCUGCUGUCGCUAUGAGUGGAAAAUUUGGGAUCACAGCCUCCUUUACUGUCAUCUAUGUUUAUACAGCUGAGCUCUUCCCAACUGUGCUAAGACAGACAGGAAUUGGUGUGUCCUCCAUGUUCGCAAGAAUUGGUGGAGUUUUAGCACCGAUGAUAAACCUGCUUGGAGAGACUAACUCAGCUGUGUCUACGGUAAUAUUUGGCAUCUCUCCUCUGCUGGGUGCAGCUCUUGCAUUGGGCCUGCCAGACACAGCCAAUAAACCUUUACCUGAUACCAUUCAAGAUAUCCAAGAUGCUCAGAGAUUUACACAAGAGAACGGUGACAGAAAUUUCCCUGUAGACACUGUCCAGUCUCCAAACAGCACAGACGCUCAGGAACUAUAGAGCCUUCCAAACAAGUCUCCAUAGACCUACAUGUGUUCACAUGCACAAACGAUACACAUUUCAUUUCUACAUUCUAACUUGGAGUUUCAGAUCAGAAAAUGCAACUACAUCCGUAACACUGUGACAAAUAUUUGUACUUUUAUAUAUUUUUAAUAGUCUCAUCUUUGGUUUGUUUGGGACAUAGAUUUCAUGCUGAGAAAGCAGCUGUGUCAUCAGAGGUUUUAACCCAAGAGUCAUAGUGGAUCAGUGAACAGCAGUUCUCUGUAAAAAAAAGCACACAGUUUUAUCUGAUCUCUAUGCAAAAAGAACACACAGUGCCUUUCACUUUUAUAUUUUUUUUCCAUAUAAAACAAUCAUUUGCUCUUGUAUUGUUUUUGAAGAGCUUGUUACAUACAGAUGGGUGAUCAAUGAAAAGGGAAAAAUGGUUUUGAUGUGCUUUUGGGGGACUUUCUUGGCAUGAUUAGAUUCACCUGUCCACUAGUUAUACAAAGAUUGUCUGUUCACCUUUAUCCUAUAAUGGCUCAUUUCUAUCUUAAGUUAAGAGCAGUUUUUUCCAGGAGUCUUCUUCCUUGAAACUUUUCCCAUACAAACAAAGCUUUAAUAGCUUGGUGAGUAUGAAGAUUAUUCACUAGUUAUCACAUCUGCACCCAGUUGAACACCCAAGUGGAGAUUUUGUACAGAUGUUAUACAGCAUUUCCCAUCAAAUGCCAGCUAAGUAAAUAUGUUAUGGUAGAAUAAAUGUUAAUUUUUCUGAAACAAAUUUUUUUUUUUACAAAAUGUGUCAAGGCAAGCAUUCUUGCAUCUUCUUUUGUGUUUUUUGUUUUGUUUUAUUUUUUUGCCAUUCAACAAAAAGAAACAAAUAUUUUUUUUGCAUAUUCCAGCUUGGUAGUAGCACCUUGGAGCAGACAGAUGCCUUACUCAUGGGCCCUUCAGUGGGAGCUUAGUGGUGUUGUGAUUUAAACUUACAGCCUUCUGAAGUAUCACAGGACUUUUGCCACUGAGCCAAUGCCACAUUAGCUUUUACUGUAGCUGCUACAAAUUAUGAUUAAGAAGCACCAAUAUUAUCACACCACUUGCAUACAUUGUUUGGCAGAGCUGUAAAAUAAAAA